Odontomachus brunneus is the source of this 1088-nucleotide messenger RNA. Its product is annotated as lysosomal acid phosphatase-like. Gene Ontology annotation, molecular function: phosphatase activity. The transcript has 4 exons. Gene Ontology annotation, biological process: dephosphorylation. The record is from RefSeq and is a predicted model, not a curated record. The coding region runs from base 1 to 810 and encodes 269 amino acids. Lineage: Eukaryota; Metazoa; Arthropoda; Insecta; Hymenoptera; Formicidae.
AUGAAUGCAGAGAGAAGCCUGAGGGCGGCCACCAGCUUGAUUUUAGUAGCCAGAGCUAGGCACAUUUUCAAGACGCCAAAAACAAAGUACGCCUUUAUUACGUUUAGGCCUAUAAAAUACGUAUUUUUCAAAACAGUAAUAUUGUUACAGUUGAUAGCCGUAAAAGCGCCAUGCUCACGACUAGCGGAGGCUCUGAAGCAAGCCUAUUUUGAGGAGGAGAAAAGAUCGGGCGAAGAAAUGGCUGAUUAUUACAAGAACUUGACGAAAUAUACAGGACAAAAUAUGACCACGAUCACCGACGUCGAGUUUCUUUACAAUACUCUCGAGAUCGAAGAAAAACACGGGUUAAAACUUCCGAACUGGACUCAGAAAUUUUACAACAACGAGAUGCGCGAAAUAGCCGCUCGCAGUUUGGCGCUUUUCACUGACAACGAUAUUCAGAAACGUCUUCAAGGAGGUCCGUUAGUAAAAGAAAUUCUACAACAUAUGGAAGAGACUAUAAUUCAGCCGCAAUCAAGACGUGCUUACUUCUAUUCCGCUCAUGACAUAACUAUCGUUAAUACGAUGAGAACGAUGGGAUUUACGAGUAAGCGUCUCAAACCGGAUUACGGGGCGACGUUCAUUCUCGAAUUGCAUCUCGCCGAUAACGGGGAUCAGGAAGUGAAGAUGCUAUAUCUGAACAAUUCGGAAACGAAAAUUGCGUCACCUCUGGAAAUACCUAACUGCGCGAGUCCUUGUUUAUUGCAAAAUCUGAAGAAUAUCUGGAGUAAAAUAAUUCCGGAAAACUGGGAUGCGGAAUGCAAAAUGUGACAAACUGUAUAGUUCCGUGUGCGUCCAAAACUUUUCACAUAUCAAAUAUGCAUAUUUGAUAAUAUCUCGUCAUGACAAAGACGCAAGGCUUAUUUUCAGCACUCCCGGCAAUGAUUUAGACGCAAAACUCGCAUUUAACGAGCCAAAAUGAUAGGAACGAGAAAAUUCGCGAAAUAUUUUACACUUCCGUAACCGUUUUUCAGCAGAACAGAAACUUUUGAUACAACUCCAAUAUAACAAACUGUAAGCGAGCAAAUAAAGUCUACGAAAUUAUUAGA